AUGUAUUGCCCACCACUCGACUCUACAUUAGUAGCAGAAAUUGUAGCAGAAAAUGUUAAUGAUGAAUCUGAUAUCAACACUUGUAUAGAUAUUCUUAAUUCUUUGGCUGAAGGAGCAACCUUAGUUUUAGAUUCUGAACAAAGGGGUUACGGCGAAUCAGAAUUAUUUUCAGAAAAUAGUAAUGAUAAGAGUGCAAGCGAGUCAAGUUCCGGUGAAAAUGAGGAUGAGUCGGCUACGAGUCUUGAACCUCAAAUGGACUCACUUAGUCUCGGAGAAGAAGGCGGUGUAGGAGGGGGGAUAGGCGACGAUUCCAAUAAUAAUAAUUAUUACUAUUAUUAUCGUGAUGACGAUCUUGUCAUUCUUGAUGAUAAUGAGUUCGAUAAUGAGUUCGAACCAUUUAUUCUUUCCAAGGAUGAUUACAAAUCAAUUGAUUCACCAACUGGAUUCUUGAAAGAAUGUUUUCCAUUAAUUUCCACCACAAGAAUCGAGCAAUUAUUUCAAGAAAAUGAUAAUGAUGCUGAAACAUAG
Messenger RNA from Entrophospora sp. SA101, 528 nucleotides. The record is from the annotation of a GenBank genome assembly. NCBI's taxonomy places the organism in Eukaryota, Fungi, Glomeromycota, Glomeromycetes, Entrophosporales, Entrophosporaceae.